AUGUAAUCAUUAAAUAGUUCCUCAAGAGGUAUAAAUUUAAUAAUACUAAUACAGUAUCAAUAAAAUUGAUUCUGCAAAUUAAAUCACUGUCAACUAAUUAUGAAAAAACUUAUACUAAUACAGAGGCCAGAAUCAAAAUUUAUAAAUUAUAGGAAAUAUUGAAUUACUCAUAAAUAGAUUAAUAAGGGAAGCUGAUUACAAUAAAAUCUACAUUUACUAUAAAUGCAUUAUAAGAAAAAACGAAGUUAUAGAUCUUUAUUGAAUCAUUUAUUUUUGGUUAUCCAAAAUUCCCAUUACUUAACUACAUAAUUUUUUUUGUUGAUUGCUUCUAUUUAAUAAUAAGUCAUAGGUUUUUAUAAUUAAUUAUAUUUGGGAUUGUAAAUAGUCUUCUGUUUUUUAUAUCAUUUUAUGAUACAUUUAUUAACAGAAUUAAUUUAUAUUUAGGAUGAGUAAUUAGAGCCAGGCCAUUCAAUAAAACUUUUAACAAAGUAAAAAUGUCCUUCUGAUGGAAUAAUAGUUGGAACCAAUUGGGUUUCUGAGAAUAUUCCAAUUUAAUAGAUAAUAGGAGGAUAAACAAUAACAUGUAGAGCAUGAAUUGCAAAUUUUAGUAUCGCAAAAUAAGUUAAAGAAAAAUUAGAUUUUGAUUUUGAAGAUAAAAAAAGUUCGUGUUAGUAUGAAAAUGGAAACAUGA
Molecule: messenger RNA, 691 nt
Organism: Paramecium sonneborni
Lineage: Eukaryota; Ciliophora; Oligohymenophorea; Peniculida; Parameciidae
Source: the annotation of a GenBank genome assembly